This is a messenger RNA of Ooceraea biroi (clonal raider ant), 10204 nucleotides long. RefSeq names its product ATPase sarcoplasmic/endoplasmic reticulum Ca2+ transporting SERCA (gene SERCA). Gene Ontology annotation, molecular function: ATP hydrolysis activity; P-type calcium transporter activity; ATP binding. Gene Ontology annotation, biological process: calcium ion transport. NCBI's taxonomy places the organism in Eukaryota, Metazoa, Arthropoda, Insecta, Hymenoptera, Formicidae. The record is from RefSeq and is a predicted model, not a curated record. Gene Ontology annotation, cellular component: membrane.
UCUCGCGGAAGCGGAGGUCAGGUUAGCAGUUGUUGCGCUGGUUAGAUCGUUCGGGAGAAAUGACGUGCGUCUCGUGCGUUCGCGCCUCGUGAUAACUCGCGCGCGCGACUCAGGCAAUAGUAGCAGCAACGGCAGUAGCAGUGUAACGUUAUCCGUUCCACGGCACCUUUCCUCCUCCUGUUCCUGUUCGUUGCGGGGGAGGCGCGGGACAGGAACGCGUACGCGAGACGUCGUGGGUCCGUCGUGAAGUUCGUCGCGGGACAAGCACGCGCGUUGUGCCACUGCCGCCGCAGUCGUCGUGGUCGUCGUGGUCGCGGUGGUCGCUGGUCGGUGUCGCUGUCGCUGCGCGGCUAACCUAAAUAUUCGGCGGCCGUAAAGUAAUUUUCUUCUUUUCUUCUCUCUUCGUCUCACUCUCACUCUUCCUCUCCUCUACUCCUCUUUUUCUCUCUUCUUUCUGUCUUUCUUCCUUCCGUUUCUCUCUUUCUCUCUCCAUCUUUCUCGAUCCCUCUCUCUCUCUCUCUCUCACUCGCUCUCCGUUGACACGUCGUCAUCGACGACCGCCGUGCCCCGUAGCCCGUCAACGCGGUGGGCUCCCUCGCUCCUCCGUGUGCCGACGAAGCCGCGAGCCACACGAAGCGUGUCGCGAGGAUAACGUAGCGGGUCGCGAGUGCAUGUCGCGCGGACACGUCGCGCUACAAACAGUGAGCAUAAAUCGCGGCGGAGUGCGCGCCGCGCUUCCACCGCCGUCGUCGUCCUCGUUCCCGUCCACGUCCACGUCGAGCCAUCACGCGGAACUACCGUCACGUUUCAUAGCUCCACACGGAGACGGAACACCGUGGGACUCUCUCCUGCGUCCUCGCGACACCACCUUCGAUACUGUUAGUGUGAAUGAACGUAUACUAUCGCUGAGGGGAUAACAUUGGUGAAGCAUCUACGAAGCAGUAACCAUGGAGGACGGCCACUGCAAAACCGUGGACGAGGUGAUAAAUUACUUCAACGUCGAUCCCGACAAUGGACUGUCGCCCGAUCAGGUGAAGAGGAACCAGGAGAAGUAUGGUCUCAACGAAUUGCCAGCUGAGGAGGGAAAAUCCAUCUGGCAACUUGUUCUGGAACAGUUCGAUGACCUUCUAGUUAAGAUUCUUCUAUUAGCCGCUAUUAUUUCUUUUGUAUUAGCCUUAUUUGAAGAACACGAGGAUGCGUUCACGGCCUUCGUCGAACCUUUCGUUAUUCUACUCAUCCUCAUCGCCAAUGCCGUGGUCGGCGUCUGGCAAGAACGAAAUGCCGAAUCUGCGAUCGAGGCGCUCAAGGAGUACGAACCCGAGAUGGGUAAGGUUGUGCGAGGGGACAAGUCCGGUGUCCAGAGGAUCCGAGCCAAGGAGAUCGUGCCUGGUGACAUCGUAGAGGUGUCGGUCGGUGACAAAAUUCCUGCUGACAUCCGUCUCUCCAAGAUCUUCUCGACUACCCUCAGGAUUGAUCAGUCCAUCCUGACCGGCGAAUCGGUAUCCGUGAUCAAACACACUGAUCCUGUGCCCGACCCACGCGCUGUCAAUCAGGAUAAGAAAAACAUCUUGUUCUCUGGUACCAAUGUCGCCGCUGGAAAGGCCCGCGGUAUCGUAAUUGGAACCGGCUUGAACACGGCCAUCGGUAAGAUCCGUACAGAGAUGUCGGAAACCGAGGAGAUCAAGACGCCGUUGCAACAGAAAUUGGACGAGUUCGGUGAACAACUGUCGAAGGUCAUUUCCGUGAUCUGCGUUGCCGUGUGGGCCAUCAAUAUCGGCCACUUCAACGAUCCGGCUCACGGUGGAUCCUGGAUCAAGGGCGCCAUUUACUACUUCAAGAUUGCCGUCGCUCUUGCCGUAGCUGCUAUUCCCGAAGGUUUGCCCGCCGUAAUCACGACCUGCUUGGCCCUCGGCACCAGGCGUAUGGCCAAGAAGAACGCCAUAGUACGAUCCUUGCCAUCCGUUGAGACUCUGGGUUGCACGUCUGUUAUCUGCUCCGACAAAACUGGCACUCUGACGACUAACCAGAUGUCCGUUAGCCGAAUGUUCAUCUUCGACAAGAUCGAAGGCAUGGAAAGCAGCUUCCACCAUUUCGAGAUCACCGGAUCGACUUACGAGCCCAUCGGCGAGAUCUUCCUCAGAGGAGAGAGGAUCAAGGGACAUGAUUAUGAAACGCUGCAAGAGAUCAGCACCAUCUGCAUGAUGUGCAACGAUUCGGCGAUCGACUUCAACGAGUUCAAGCAAGCGUUCGAGAAGGUCGGCGAGGCCACGGAGACCGCCUUGAUCGUCCUCGCCGAGAAGAUUAAUCCGUACGGCGUCGCGAAGAGCAAUCUGGAUCGCCGCGCCAGCGCCAUUGUCGUCAGGCAAGACAUGGAGACCAAGUGGAAGAAGGAGUUCACGCUGGAAUUCUCCCGCGAUCGCAAGUCUAUGUCGUCGUACUGCGUGCCCCUGAAAUCGACGAAGCUGGGAACCGGACCGAAGCUGUUCGUCAAGGGUGCGCCGGAAGGUGUACUGGACAGGUGCACGCACUGUCGCGUUGGUAGCCAGAAAGUCCCGCUCACGUCAUCCCUGAAGAACCGCAUCCUAGAGCUUACCCGGCAGUACGGAACCGGUAGGGACACCCUGCGCUGCCUUGCCCUGGCCACCGCCGAUCACCCACUGAAGCCCGACGACAUGGAUCUGGGCGACUCCACCAAGUUCUACACGUACGAGAAGGACCUGACGUUUAUCGGCGUCGUGGGCAUGCUUGAUCCGCCCCGCAAGGAGGUAUUCGACUCGAUUGCUAGGUGCCGCGCCGCCGGCAUUCGCGUAAUCGUCAUCACCGGCGACAACAAGGCCACCGCUGAGGCUAUUUGCCGACGUAUCGGAGUCUUCGGCGAGGAGGAGGACACCACUGGCAAAUCGUACUCCGGACGCGAAUUCGAUGACCUGCCCACGUCGGAACAGAAAGCCGCCUGCGCCAGAGCACGUCUGUUCUCUCGCGUAGAACCGGCUCACAAAUCGAAAAUUGUGGAGUACUUGCAAAGCAUGAAUGAAAUCUCCGCUAUGACUGGUGAUGGUGUGAAUGAUGCUCCCGCCUUGAAAAAGGCCGAAAUCGGUAUCGCUAUGGGCUCGGGCACUGCGGUCGCGAAAUCGGCUUCGGAGAUGGUGUUGGCAGAUGACAAUUUCUCCUCCAUCGUGGCCGCCGUGGAGGAAGGCCGUGCCAUCUACAAUAACAUGAAACAAUUUAUCCGUUACCUCAUCUCUUCCAACAUUGGCGAGGUCGUCAGUAUAUUCUUGACCGCCGCCCUUGGUCUUCCCGAAGCUUUGAUCCCGGUUCAACUGCUGUGGGUCAAUCUGGUCACUGAUGGUCUUCCAGCUACCGCGCUUGGUUUUAAUCCCCCAGACUUGGACAUCAUGAGCAAGCCUCCUCGCAAAGCUGACGAAUCUCUGAUUUCUGGAUGGCUAUUCUUCCGUUACUUGGCUAUCGGUGGAUACGUAGGCGCUGCCACUGUCGGCUCGGCUGCUUGGUGGUUUAUGUACAGUCCGAACGGCCCUCAAAUGAACUACUACCAAGUGACUCACCAUUUGGCGUGCAUUGGUGGAGGAGACGAGUUCAAGGGCAUCAACUGCAAGAUCUUCGCCGAUCCUCAUCCCAUGACUAUGGCUCUCUCUGUGCUGGUCACUAUUGAAAUGUUAAACGCUAUGAACAGCUUGUCUGAGAAUCAGUCGCUCAUCACCAUGCCACCUUGGUCGAACAUGUGGCUCAUCGCCUCCAUGGCUCUUUCUUUCACACUCCAUUUCGUCAUCCUGUACGUCGAUGUUCUUUCGUCCGUAUUCCAAGUGACCCCGCUGACGUGUGAAGAAUGGCUUACCGUUAUGAAGUUCUCCAUUCCAGUGGUACUUCUCGACGAAACCUUGAAGUUCAUUGCCAGAAAGAUCACAGACGGUGAGAAUCCAAUUUACACCGUAUAUGGGAUCGUUCUAAUGUGGGCUGUGUUCUUUCUACUGUUGUAUAUCUGUCCCAUAUAGAACGUUCGCGAGUUAACGAUAUUAGUCUAGCAGACGAUGUUUUUUUCCUAUGGAAAAGCAUCCACGAAACUAAAAAAAAAUCCUUGGAACUCUUGCAAUUGCAUUUAACCGGAGCUCUUCCCAUCGUGACGCGGGAAGGCGCGAGAUAAGUUAUUAACGGAGUGCGUUCAAGUGAGAUUUUAACAAAACGUUUGACUGUUGUGCAUGGUGUUUAGUACGACCGUACGAAUUAAAUCGAUAAAAAAAAUAUAUAUAUAUAUGCAUAAAAAAUAUAUAUAUAUUUUUUAUAUCCACCGCCACCGAGGCCCACCAUGCCCGCAUCACACACCGUAUAUAAUCUGACAUCGCUCAACGAUCACGGGUUUUCGAGUGGCGUCCAAGUGAUUUAAGAGAGAGACCCCCGUCGUAUAAUCAAAGAUUGUGAUCGUUACAUUAUUUUCUACGAGUGCCUUUUGAACAUUGAAUUUCCUCUGCAAACACGGAACCGUUCAUAGAUGUUCUUUCCGACGUAGAUAUGUAUACUCAAACGAUUCCCCUUCUCCUCCGAUUCCCUUUCUGUACACCAUAUUAUUUGCACAUAUCUAUUUUUUUUCUCACUUAUUUUGCACUCUUCUGUACAGUUAGCAGCAUAUCGAAUAAUUGUGGCAAGCAAUAACGCACUAACGCAGCAAGAUUCCGUAUUAAUUUACGCAUGCCUUCCACCCGUGUUCCUCGCCGCGAUUUUAAUAGCGCUACGACGCGGAUUUUUAUAUGUAAUAAUACCCGUGCACGUAUAUUCGAGGCAUUGAUCUUAAUCAAUUUUGGAAAGUACAAAGUAGAGUUCGCCGGUUAAUCGCGCCGGAGAUUACCUACCGCGGCACUCCGGCGAAGAAUUAAAGACGCGAAGGCACAUUCGUAACUUGCGUGUUGCGAGUAGAAGUAUUCCUAUUAGAGUAUAAAUGCGCGCGUUUACACAACGAAGACAAUAAAAUAUCCGGCAGAGACACGGGUGGAACGGACAGUAGUUCCCAGUAAUACUAUUUUGUUCUCCCUGUCCCCGAUUUUAUUUUCAGGUUCAAUGUAAUGCACGCAUGCAUGCACGCACAUACGCACGCACGCACGCACCGAAUUAGCAUAACAAUUGAUCCGCGUGAUUAACGUAUAAUCGUUCACAGAUUAUUACCGUUCUCUUUCCGUUGCUUUGGAUGUUGCUUGUUAUAAAUCACAUUUAUUGAUGUAUUCUUAGUGUCCGGUGUGCCGAUUUCGGGCCCAGAAUUUCGGAAGUCAGAGCUGGAGCUGUCUGCUGAGAGUUUGCUGAAACCCCGAGAGAAUGCUCGUGCAAGAACUUCGCACUAACGGAUCUCAUUUUAUGUCCCCGCAUACCGUGUCUUCCUCUUCCGUAGAAAUAGUGCAUGCACGGUACAAUUAACACACAGCAUGUUUCUGUAAGAUCCUCUUUGUGGUAAUCUAUAUAAUUUUUUUUAUUAUUGUUAUCCUGCCGUGCCGCAAUCGACGAAUCACUCGACCUCGCGGGUCUAUCGCGGUUUCCGUUGUUCGAGCAAAACAAAAAGACCUUGUUUCCAAAAUUACGUCUCGACAAACGAUAAAUUAUCCUCUUAUUUUAAUUUCAUGAUUUUGGAUAUUCUAGUCUGUGACGAACAAGCGAAUGCAGUCAUGACAAUUGCGAGGUAUACAAUUUUGUACAUAACAAAAAGUAUUUUAUUUAAAUCAAUUAAUUAAAGCAAAUGAUUAUUGCGAUUAUUAGCGGAGACCAUUAAAGCGUGAUUGGGACACGGCAGGAUUUUCUCUAAUUUUUGCACUGGUUUGUAACACACAUUAUUACAUCUAUCCCUUAUGUAUGCAACCCGUUUACAUAUGUGAUUUACAUAUUUCGCGAGUUGAAUUCCGCAACACAGAUACCCACCUUAUCACUAAUUUCCGGAUAUGGACUGCAAAGAGCUCUGUAAGUGUAAGAUAAUAAGGCAACUGUCAAGCAGAGGAAACUAUAGUCGACGUCUCUCAUUACUUUUCUCGUUCGCGCUCGAAACAGACGGGGGGGGGGGGCAGUCCAUAGAUUUUCUAGUGUGCAUUCGUUGACAUACUACUAUAUUAGAGCAGUGCUCCGAACACGAAGACACUCAACGUCGGAAUUGAUUGUAUACAUUCCUGUCGGUAAUGAUAUUACGUAUCUUUCAUUGUAAAAUUAGCGAAAUUACGUAGAUAUCUCUUUUUUACAUACUCGUCACCGAUGACGACAUAUAGCGAUGUAGUCAGAGCGCGUAUCAUUGUUUUCUCUGUCUGGCUUCCACAAAAUCUUUUUAUAUUCAUAGUCCUUGUUUCAAAUUUGCGAGGAUACUCCCAGUUGCAAAAUUCUGAUGUUAACGAAAUUUUGCAAAUGCGCGUAGAGGAGAUCGAUACACAACUUUACACCGUCUUAUAAUUAUCCAAAACGUGAAUAAGUGCUUAAAUAAUCAUGUUAAUAAAAAUAAUUUGUUUAUUGCAAUAAUUCGUUUCUGGUUUUCGGAUUGAAAUCGCGUUUUCUGUCUGUUUUCCGUUUCAUCGAAUAUUUCAACUCAUUUUUCAAGGAAUGAGAAGUAACCUGAUAUCGAGUAUCAACUUACAUAUUACUCAUUAAAACAAUUUUUCGUGAUAAAAAGAGAAUGUUUAAUAUUUAGUACACUUCUGUACGCAUCUACAAUAUUUCGUCAAAACGGAUCGACAGCAAUGCCCGUUUUACCGAACUGUGAUAAUUUCAUUAACGAACUCGUUUGAGCAUGAGUCGCUGGGAAACUCUUUGUUUUUUUCUUUCUCACAUCGACAAACCGCCGAUCCUCAGCGUCAGAAUUUUUGCAUCGCACGGGACGAUCCUCAAUUAAUAAUAAUCGAGGAUUACCUCUCGAUUGAGUGAACACGAGUUCGGCCACUGUCUUAGCUACCACGCGUCACAUGCGAAACGAAUAAUCGGUGUCGUCAUCGAGUACGUGGGCCUUCGAUGCAUCUGACUGCUCAGUCAGUUCAUCCCUCAGGGCGUGUACCGUCCGCGGAAGCAUAGAUCACGCUUGGAACACACGUACAUCUAGCAGUGUAGAAAAAGAAGAAGAAUCGAACUCGAGGAAAUGCUGACAGAGACGAAAUUAUCUUGAUUCCAGUCAAUCUCUUCUUUCUGGCCUCUUUUUCUCGUACUUGCUAGUGGUACGUGCAAAACAAGAUCAUCUGUCGCGACAGGAUGUUUCUGUACAGUCUGUAAUUCUGAGUCACAUCAAGUAGAUUCGCGUCACAAUCGAGGGGAUGGUCUUGAGCUGCGUUCUGUGUUGCCCGCGGAUGGUGCACGCUCUUCAGGGUUCAUCCGGAUCUUCAUAGAGAUCACCGCGAUUCGGCCGCGAUUCACAGCGCGCGUCGCCCCUCGAACACGUGCAAACGCAACAAGACUGAUGAUGUGUUCCGGCGGGGGGUUGAUUGCGCCGCUGCGCUUUUCGGCGCGCAACGCAUAAUAAUAAUAAUAAUUUAAUUGGCGCCGAUUAAUGCCGGCGCCAGACACGGAAGUCGACCGCCGUCGUGCGGCACGCGAGAUAUAGUGUAAUAUAAUUAAUUAAUUAGUAACGGUUAAGGCGUGAUACUUUGGUAUGGGCAUAACUAAAACUUAAUCAGGACGGAUGCGUUGGAGCCGCUAGGCACUAACAGACUUGUGUCUCGAGUAGCGUUUGUUUCGUUCCGAGUAACGUAAUUGAUUUUUUGUGUUUUCUUUUUAGCGAAAGAUGAGCUAUCGGUGUGCAUCCACAGGCCGAUACCUGUGCCUUUGAUCGCGAAUGUCGGUUAAAUCUUGUAUUCGCGAGAACGGAUUCUGCGCCUCACGGUUGAUAGUGAUGAAAAUUACUUUUGCAGGAGAGCAUAUCGAGCUGAAUGCAAUUUUCAUUUCCUCGAGAUGCGUAAUUGCCGUUUGUGUAACAAAUUCGUUUCAUAGUCAUGAGCGCUUAAAAUUAAAUAAGUUUUGAUUGCCUACCACUUUGCAGAGAAUUAAAUCUCAACUACAAUGGCUCUGGUGUAUAUAGGAAAGCCAAAUAUAGAUAUCUCGCUUCGAAAUUUUAAAGAUAUUUGAUACGAACGAUGAAUCUGUCGAUCUCUUCAAGUCUUAUCUUUUGCUAUGUUUGCUGUCGUUGCGUUCAUCUAUCAAGGCACAGAAUUCCAGCCGCGUUAUUCAUGCGAGUGCGACUAUCAGUUAGCGCAAUUGCGCAAGGAGCACAGGUAUGCGCGCGGGGAUCAACGCCGGUAUGAAGUGUUUAAUGCAGUUCUGUGACGCUCAAUAAAUUCGACGAAAUCAAUCGGGGAGUCCGGAUGCAAUAUUACAUGAGCGACGAGUCUCAGGAAGAAGCUUCGAGUUUUUACACUGAUUAAAUUUGCCAAUCUGAAAAAGCGGGAUAUUUGCAACGAUCAUUUUCUGGACGAAGGCGCUUCAAAGUUCCUUUGUCGAACACGUUUGUGCACUCAUCUGAUCUUCUCGGGGCUCGUUGCUCAUCAAUGCUUUGCGCUCAGGUCUCUACUUUGGCCACGAUGUAUCUGUAAGUACUUGAGUGUGCAUUGUAUUUUACAUUCAUCAAGAAUGACGGAGUAGUGCCAUCUCGACGAAAGAAUACCGGCAUACACGCGACGUCAUGCAGAUAUCGACGAGUUCGCUCGCCAGGAAGGAAAUCGCAGAUUGAGCAUAUACGUUUCGAUUGAAUCAUAAUGCUACAUUUCCAGAAGAAGAAAGACGUUCUUUGUCGUAGCUUUUUUGCAUACUUUGUACAUAUCAUGCACAAUUUUUAUUCAAGGGAAAUAAUUUAACAUUUAACAGAAAUCAUGUUUUUUCUCCAUUCAAUUUUUUCAAUUAAAAGAAAAUUAAUUCGUAGUUGGUGAAUUACGUUUUUUGUUGAUCUUUGCGUGACGUUGACGAGCAAGCGCGGUGUCCAGCGACGAUGAGACUACGAUCGCGUCGUUUCCUGCAGGAAGUACCUAUUUCUAUAACGAUAAUAAAGUAAUAUUAAUAUUAAUAACUUAUGUGGAAUGACAUUGAGUGAUUUUUGAGUAUAUGUUCUCUGUCGCGGCGUACGAUAAUCCCGGGAUACGAUUUCGGGCGCAAUCAGAUUCGUAUAUAGAGAUAGAAUACAUGAAAGUAGAGAUAAAAGGGAAGACACGAGAGAUAAAAAAAGUAUAAUACGAAUCCGACUGUCGCUUACCCAGCGUACGAUCCAAUUUAUGCGAUAAGUAUAAUCGCAUUAUCGUACAGUUAUCAUCGUUUCCUGUGUUGGCGCGGAGCCAAGUUCGUAAUUCGUUUAUUAUUUAUCGUCUGAUAAUUAUAUAUCCGAUAUUCGCGUCUUUGUCGUGUAUUCGAUACGUGAGCUCAUACGGAACGAUAUUAUAACAAGUGAGAGUAUAUUAACGGUGAAUACUAUUAGUGCAUUACUUGUUAUAAUAAAAAGGAAUCAUGUGUUACUAAUGCUCAUGUGCGUUUCUCGAUUCUCGAUGAUUGGCCUUACUAAUCGAGCGUAUGCGACGAUUCUCGCUUGGACUUGGCAAACGUCGCGUGUGUAACACCGCCAAAUCGAACACUUGAUACACCGCUGACGUGAUGAGUGUUUGAUCCAGUUUGCUCCCUCCACCUUCCGCCAUCCGCCUAAAUCACUUUAACUUUUCGACUUUUUAUCUGUUACCCGUUAUUCCACGACGUCCUGAAUGCUCACCGUAACCGCAGCUGGCUUAAGACAUUUAGAUGUUGGUGGGCCAAAGUAACACGAGAUUGCUCAAUAUAGAAGAAAUCGAAUCUGGAGUAGAAAAAUUAUAUUCGAACCCGUACUCUCGUAAAUAAAGUCGGAUCAGAAGAUCUCGUUUAGACGAUAUUUUAAAAUUAUAUAUAAGAAAAUUUACGUAACUGCAAAAGCGGUUAUCCCAAAAUUCUACAAGAAAUUAAUUUAAGAACUGAUCCUAGAAUAUGUAAUUAAAAAGGAAAUGCAGUACUUAGCAGUACUUGGUGCAAUAAAAUGAUCAUAAUCGUGCUCGAGCUACGGUCCACUUAUCCGAUGAUUAAGACAGCCCUGCUUGUAACCCUUAUGACUUUUUUUCGACGUAACAAACCGAAAGGCUCUCGAGAGGACUCGCCCGGUGGGAGACCAUCUUGUUCAGCUCGCCACGUUGCAUCUGUAUGGAGGCAAGAUUUCGAAAAAUAAAACACGUGACGCCGA